AUGUCCUUUGCAGGUUUCAAGGAGAUUUUUGUAAAGCAAAAGACUUUUAGACCAAAGAAAAAAUUUCCUCCGGAAACAAUUCAUUAUCAUCUUCACAAACAUGCAGAAGCCUCCCUCAACGCUGGAAUAGAUCUUCGUGAAGCUGUUAAAAAGCCCCCAGAUGAAGAACUCAAUGACUGGAUUGCUGUUCACGUGGUUGACUUUUACAAUAGAAUAAAUCUAAUCUACGGCACAAUUUGCGAUCGCUGCACAGAGGAAACAUGUCCUCGAAUGACGGGCGGUAAGAAAUUCGAAUAUCACUGGCGUGAUGAUCAUCAUUACAAGAAACCCACCCCUAUGCCCGCUCCCCUCUACAUCAGUCUUCUAAUGGAUUGGAUUGAAGAGCAGAUUAAUAAUCCCAAUAUUUUCCCCACCUCUGUGGACGUCCCUUUUCCCAAGAACUACAUUAAUGUUGUGAAGAAAAUCAUGAGUCGACUGUAUCGAGUUUUCGUCCAUGUAUAUAUCCAUCAUUUUGAUCGACUGGUAGAGAUUUCUGCGGAGGCACAUGUGAAUAUAUGCUACAAACAUUUCUACUACUUUGUCACCUAUUUUGAUCUCAUUGAUAAGAAGGAAUUGGCACCUCUUGUGAGUCUCUAUUUUCUAUGUAAUUUUGAAUUACAUUAG
This is a messenger RNA of Rodentolepis nana, 663 nucleotides long. The record is from the annotation of a GenBank genome assembly. NCBI's taxonomy places the organism in Eukaryota, Metazoa, Platyhelminthes, Cestoda, Cyclophyllidea, Hymenolepididae.